This is a messenger RNA of Teleopsis dalmanni, 1251 nucleotides long. Its product is annotated as lipase 3-like. Gene Ontology annotation, molecular function: hydrolase activity, acting on ester bonds. Gene Ontology annotation, biological process: lipid metabolic process. NCBI's taxonomy places the organism in Eukaryota, Metazoa, Arthropoda, Insecta, Diptera, Diopsidae. The transcript is spliced from 3 exons. Bases 17 to 1207 code for a protein of 396 amino acids. The record is from RefSeq and is a predicted model, not a curated record.
AGAAGUAGUUCAAAAAAUGAAGACUUUAUUAUACGGUGUCGGUGUUUUAACAUUCCUGUUAGCAGCAGGAUAUGUAUCUGCAGGAGAAAGGCCCAUCUCGGACUGUGGAGAACGUAUUGAGAAUGAUGGAUAUCCAAUGGAGGAGCAUACAGUAACAACAGAUGAUUCAUACAUUUUGACAAUGCAUCGCAUACCAUACUCAAAGAAAACCGGCCCAACCGGUGACCGUCCAGUUGUAUUCCUAAUGCAUGGCAUGCUCAGUUCAUCGUCUGAUUGGGUUUUGAUGGGUCCCGGUAAAGCACUUGCAUAUAUACUUUCCGAUGCUGGUUAUGAUGUAUGGAUGGGCAAUGCACGUGGUAAUACUUAUUCAAAGAAACAUAAGUAUUGGCCAACAUACUGGCAAAUAUUCUGGAAUUUCAGUUGGCAUGAAAUUGGUAUUUACGAUGUGCCAAAUAUGAUUGAUUACAUACUUAAAUAUACUAAAAAAUCACAAUUGCAAUAUGUUGGUCACUCUCAGGGUACUACUGUAUACUUGGUUAUGAUGUCUGAAAGACCUGAAUACAAUAAUAAGAUUAAGUCAGCUCAUUUAUUGGGUCCAGCUGCUUAUAUGGGUAAUAUGAAGAGUCCAUUAACAAGAGCUUUCGCACCAAUAUUGGGACAACCUAAUGCAAUGGUUGAACUUUGUGGUUCUAUGGAAUUCAUGCCUAGUAAUCAAUUUAAACAAGAUAUGGGUAUAGCGACUUGUCAAGCAACUUCACCAUAUGCAGAAAUGUGUGCCAAUGAAAUCUUCUUAAUUGGUGGUUAUGAUUCAGAACAAUUGGAUAGAGAUUUACUUGAACAUAUCAAAGCCACUUCUCCCGCUGGUGCUUCUGUUAACCAAAACUUACAUUUCUGUCAGGAACAUAAUUCAAAGAAAUUCCGCAAAUUCGAUUAUAGUGUUAUACGUAAUCCCUAUGAAUAUGGUACUAUGUAUCCUCCAAAUUAUAAAAUCAAAAACGCUUUGGCACCAGUGAUGUUGUACUAUGGCGCCAACGAUUGGAUGUGCGAUCUUAAAGAUGUGCUACAACUACGCGAUGAAUUACCCAAUGUACAUCUCGAUUAUUUGGUAGAAUUUCCAAAAUGGGCUCACUUGGACUUUAUUUGGGGUACUGAAGCUAAGAAAUAUGUAUACGAUAAAGUCUUGGAAAUGAUGAUUGAUUAUGAAUAAAUGUACAAUAAAUUGUUUAUUGUGAAGUUUUAAAGCAAAACCAA